Saccharomyces kudriavzevii IFO 1802 is the source of this 1245-nucleotide messenger RNA. RefSeq names its product protein-arginine N5-methyltransferase (gene RMT2). The coding region runs from base 1 to 1245 and encodes 414 amino acids. Gene Ontology annotation, cellular component: nucleus; cytoplasm. The transcript has a single exon. Gene Ontology annotation, molecular function: protein arginine N5-methyltransferase activity. Gene Ontology annotation, biological process: peptidyl-arginine methylation. The record is from RefSeq and is a predicted model, not a curated record. NCBI's taxonomy places the organism in Eukaryota, Fungi, Ascomycota, Saccharomycetes, Saccharomycetales, Saccharomycetaceae.
AUGUCAGAAUUGCAUACUUUGCUCACUUUACCAGAGAGGCCCAUUUCGGAGAAUUAUUAUGUGUCAAGACUACAACAUUUCCUACAAUCUGGUAUUCCAGCUACGUAUACUUUAGAGCAGGUUGCUGCCUUUGAGCGUGAACUGAGGGAUAAGAGUGAGGGUAAGGAGCGUGAAGAAAGCAGUGACGAUGAUAAAACUUCAAACACAACGCCAUUGCACAUCUUAGCAAGAUCACUACCAUUGGAUAUCUCUGAUGAUGAGCUGCAAGUGGUACUGAAAAUGAUGAAUAUUCUUUUCGAGUAUGGGGCUGGAUGGAACUUCAUUGACUUCGAGGACAAAACAGUCGGUGAUUUGCUUUUGGAGAGGAAUCAAGACAGGGAAAGCCCUCUUUAUAGACGUCUCGUGGAAGCUGGUGUUUCCGCAGAGUUGUUGUUGAGAAGACUCAAUGGUGGUGAUAUCGAAUUCUUGGAUGCAGACAAGCCAGAUGAUAUCGACCCGGAAGAAGUUAUUCAAGUAACAUCCGAUGGUCAGAAGCAAGGCCCGGUUGCUAGCCAUAAUGAUGACGAAGCUACAGCAACAGAUCAACAAGUGUACCUGCAGACAAAACUAGAGUAUAAAGACGAUGCACUCAUCACAAAGAAUAACAAGGACGGUGUGAUGAUGGACUGGGAAACAAAGAUAAUGAAAAUUGCCUCCAAGACUUUAUUCCCCAACCCUGAGGCGACCAACUCUGCCACGGUUUUGAAUAUUGGCUUUGGGAUGGGGAUCAUUGAUACAUUCAUCGAAGCCCAAAAACCUUACCGUCAUUAUAUUUGUGAGGCCCACCCAGACGUUUUAGCUAAGAUGAAAGAAGACGGUUGGUAUGAAAAGAAUAAUGUGAUUAUUUUGGAGGGAAGAUGGCAGGACACUUUAAACAAGCUACUAGACGAGGGUGAAGUAUUUUUCGAUGGUAUCUAUUAUGAUACGUUCAGUGAACACUACCAAGACAUGUUGGAUUUGUACGAUGUCAUAGUGGGGCUGAUUAAACCAGAGGGCGUUUUCUCGUUUUUUAACGGAUUGGGUGCUGACAGGCCGUUGUGUUAUGAUGUGUAUAGAGAAAUCGUUGAGAUUGACGUUGCUAAUUAUGGAAUGAAAUGUGAUUACACUGAGUAUUCUCUUGACAAACAGCUGCCAGAUUGGAAUGACGUUAAGCAGUCUUACUUUAACUGCAAUUGUUAUUAUCAUCCGCGCAUCUCAUUUGCUUGA